AUGACUCUACAAAUAUUGAAAAUGACCACGUUGCUAAGUGUUUUAUUUACUACACAUGAAAUUUUAGCAUUUCAAUUAAACUCACUUGUAACAGAGCCCCACUCUUUUACUCAAAACCUUCAAAGUAUUCCAAAUUUAUCUAAAAGCGACAAGGAGUACAUUCAAAAUAUCUACUCGAUGAUAAAUGCCUACAAACGAAAUAUGGACAGUAAAAUAUUCGUAGAAACGAGAAAAUUAAUUAAUACGAAAUAUCAAACGUGGAAGCGCAAUGGCGAUCUUAUCAAUUCACUCUUGACUCUACCGAAAGACAUGAUGGACGCUGGACGU
This is a messenger RNA of Brenthis ino (lesser marbled fritillary), 327 nucleotides long. The record is from the annotation of a GenBank genome assembly. Lineage: Eukaryota; Metazoa; Arthropoda; Insecta; Lepidoptera; Nymphalidae.